Molecule: messenger RNA, 727 nt
Organism: Arachis stenosperma
Lineage: Eukaryota; Viridiplantae; Streptophyta; Magnoliopsida; Fabales; Fabaceae
Exons: 8
Coding region: 54-698 (214 amino acids)
Source: RefSeq, a predicted model, not a curated record
CACUCGAUAAGCGUCUCCUGUGUUCUCUUCACAGAGCUUCCAACCAAUUCGCUAUGUCUGCAACCAAAUCCAGCUCCAGGAAGCGAGUAUCCGAACCCGACUGCAGCAAAUCCGACAAGAAAAACCGAUCAGCCACAGACAAUCUCGAUUUCGAUUUCGAUCUCUCUGAUGAUAUCAAAGGAAUCGUGUCGGCGCUGCACCUGAUUAGAGACAAGGCUCAGAAGGAUGGCCAGAAGAAGAACGAAGAAACUAUUUCGAGUGUGGCUCCUGAGAUAAAGGCUAUGAUUGAGGAAUUGAGGUCCAAAUUAGAGAAGGACAGGCUAACUUUUGCUAAAGCACUUUCAAACAGCUCUAAAGAGUGUGAGAGUGCUUUGAAGAAUGAAACAUCCAAGUUUCAAGCACUUCAUGAAAAAUUUUCCAAGGACAAAGCUGCUUCUUUACAGGCCUUGAAAGAUAUUAUCUCCAAAUUUGAAGAGGAAAAGGCGAAGCUAUUCCUAAGAUAUGAACAACUAAGGAAGAAGGAAAAGAGUAUUAUAUCUGAACAAGAAAAGGCAUGCAAUGAUAAAAUUGCCCAGCUGGAAGAGUCGCUGAAAAAGAAGAAACAGGACGAUAAAACUUUCAGCAUUUUAAGGAAAACUCUAGGCUCAUUCUUGGAAAGUACCUCGGAUGAUGAUUUCCCUCCUGAUGACGAGGAGUGAAAUACAAGACCCCACAAUUCAUCCCCAAC